AUGGAUCAAAAUUUGUUUGGAGGGGUCCCCAGGUUUCUCACCCGCCCUAAGGCAUUCUCUGUGUGUGUUGGCAAGGAUGCCACACUGAGCUGCACUAUCGUGGGCAGCCCAACCCCACUGAUCACCUGGGAAAAGGAAAAGCUGAAGCUGACAUCUGGGGGCCGCUUCAAGACCGUGGGGGAUGGAGAUGUGUACCGCUUGACCAUCUAUGAUUUAACACUGGAUGAUAGUGGUCAGUACAUGUGCCGGGCCAAAAACAGCGUUGGGGAAGCUUAUGCUGCUGUAACCCUCAAAGUGGCCCUGCCAACAGAGAUGGCUCAGACGGCCCCUGUUUUCAUAGUUAAGCCUGCCUCUACACGUGUGGAUUUGGGAGGUGAUGUUGUUUUCCACUGCCGCGUAGCAGCAUAUCCUGAUGCCAACUUUGACUGGGAAAAGGAUGGGCGCUACUUGGGGGAGACUAACCGCAUCAAGAUGGUUUCAGACAGUGACAGCAGCACCUUGAAGAUCCAGAGUGUACGUAAUCUAGACAGCGGCACCUACACCUGCAGGGCCCAGAACACUGUGGGUCGUUCAAAGGCUGCAGCAGCUCUUGUCGUAGACUCCCAGGAUUCCCGCCGCCUGGCUGGAGACAAGAGCACCUCCCUCCUCUCUCAUCUACAAAAACGCAAAGAAGAAAUGAAGAAGGACAUCACAGUCUAUCGCACUGAAGAUAGCUCCUCGGUUUCUUCCUCCACAACCAACAUCACAGAUGGUUUAGGUCUGGAAUAUGAGAUGAGAGCAUCUGCACUGGCAAAGCUGCCCAAAGGUGUGUUCACCCGUACCUGCACUGUGACUGAGGGCAAACAUGCCAAACUUAGCUGCUUUGUGACAGGUCACCCCAAACCCCAUAUUACUUGGAGGAAGGAUGGAACAAACAUGAGCGAGGGCCGUAGGCACGUCAUCUAUGAAGAUCAUGCUGAGAACUUCAUCCUCAAGAUCCUGUACUGCAAGCAGGCUGACAAUGGUCUCUAUACUUGCAAUGCUACGAAUAUGGCCGGGCAGACCUACAGUGCUGUGUUGGUGACAGUAAAAGAGCCUAAGGUCCCAUUCAGGAGGAAGCUGCAAGAUGUGGAGGUUCAAGAGAAAAAGUCAGCCACACUGACAUGUGAGGUGCCUGUCAGUGCCAGCCAUGCCAACUGGUUUAUGGAGGAAACUCAUCUGGAGCAAAAUACAAAGUAUCAUAUUGAGGAAGAAGGCACCCUGCGUCGUCUCACUAUACACAACGUCACCACCAACGAUGAUGGUGUUUAUAUCUGCGAGAUGAAAGAGGGCAGUCGCACUGUGGCUGAGCUCACUGUCCUAGGUAACAUUACUAAGAAGCUUCCUCGAAAGACAGUAGUUCCUAUCAGUGACACUGUCAUCUUCUGUGUGGAGCUGGAGCAUCCCUGCCCUGAUGUAUACUGGACCCGCAAUGGCGAGAAGCUAAAGGAAGAUUCCCGUAUUUCCAUUGCGUGUGUGCUCAGACAAUACACUCUCACAAUUAGAGAGUGCCGGGCAGAUGACUCAGGAGAGGUGGCCUUUGUGGCUGGAGACUGCAAGACGUCCACUCGAUUCUCUGUCACUGCUGCAAGGAAGCAUCCUCCUGAUCCCCCAGUUGAUGCUGUGGUGCAGAACAAGACUGACUCAUCCAUUACCAUUCAGUGGUCUCCUCCUGACAGUGAUCGCCCCGUGCCCAUCAAGAGCUACAUUGUGGAGAGGAGGAAGGUUGGCGCUCAGACAUGGCAGAGGUGUAAUGCUGGAGAAACACUUAUCUCAUCAGAGAUCACUAUCUGUAACUUCAUUGAAGAAGCCAGCUACGAAUUCCGUAUCUCUGCUGUCAAUGACUUCGGUCAGAGUCCCUACCUGGAAGUGCCUGGAAGCUUCUAUCUUGAACCCACUGCAGAAGUCAGGAAAGGCCUGAUGAACAGCACUGCAUUCUUUGGUGAGGAGUUCUCUAUCUCUGUGGAGCUGUCUGCUGUCUGUUCUGGCUUCUGGUCUCUAAAUGGCCGCCUCCUGCGCAGUGGAGGCGACUACCUCAUCACCAGGUCCAAGAACACACACACUCUGCUCAUAAGAGAAGUGACCAUGGAAAUAAACAGAGCUGAAGUCAAGUUUGUGGGUGGAGGCUCACAGAGCAGUUGCAUCAUAACUGUGAAGGUCCCUCCUGUUAGAUUCACUAAUAAGUCAGAACAGAAGAAGGAGGUGACCUGCAGUGCCCAAGACACUGCUCAGCUGACUGCUGAGGUGUCAGAAUACGAUGCACAGGUGGUUUGGAUGAAAAAUGGACGGGAGUUGAAAAUGGGCAAGAAGUAUGAAUAUGUGAUCACUGAACGGAAGCGGACCCUGAUGAUACACAAUGUUACAGAGGAAGAUGUGGGCAUAUAUGAGUGUGUUUUAGCUGAAGACAGAAUGUCCAUGCAACUCACUCUUAAAGAUGAACCUGCCAAGUUUCUGAACAAGGCCAGAGGUACCAUGGGAAUGUCAUCGACCCUUAAAGGAGAUCUUGAGCUGACCUGUGAGGUUUCUCCUGCCAGCGCAACCGUUUUGUGGAGAAAAGAUCAAGUGGAGAUCACUGAGGACCAAAGAACUACCAUGAUCUCUAAAGGGACUCAAAGGAAACUCAUUAUCAUGAAAGCCAAGAAAAGUGACGAAGGACAUUACUCCUGUGAGACAGCAGCAGAUAAAGUCACAUUCCAGGUCAAGAUAAAAGAAACUCAAGCCCAAGCUGCCUUCUCCAACAAGGAGUCAGUCCAGCAGGAGGUAAAAGCUACUAUCUCCCAAAAAGCCACUCUUAGUUGCAAUGUGUCUGACACCAAGACAGAGGUGAAAUGGUAUAAAGACGGCAAGCAGUUGAUAUCCAGUAAGACGAUAUACUCAGAAACCAAAGGCAAUACCCGUCAGCUGGUGAUUGAAAAGGUGGAGAAGAAGGAUGCUGGAGAGUAUACCUGCGAAGCUGGAGGAGAUAAGCUGGUCUUCAAGAUAUUUGUGUCAGAGCAACAGUCAGCAUUCUUCAACAAGGAAUCAGUCCAAAAGGAAGUGAAAGCCACUGUCUCCCAAAAAGCCACUCUUAGCUGUGAGGCAGUUGAUACCAAGACAGAGGUGAAAUGGUACAAGGAUGGAAAGCUGCUGACUUCCAGCAAGACAAUACAUGCAGAGUCAAAGGGCAAGAGUCGUCAGCUGGUGAUAGACAGUGUGGAGAAGAAAGAUGCUGGAGAGUACACCUGUGAGGCUGGGACUGAGAAAUUGGCCUUUAAGAUACAUGUGGCAGAAGCCCAGUCAGCCUUCGUCAGUAAAGAGUCUGUGCAGAAGGAAGUGAAAGCCACUGUCUCCCAAAAAGCCACUCUUAGCUGUGAGGUAGCUGAUACCAAGACAGAGGUGAAAUGGUUCAAGGAUGGAAAGCUGCUGACUUCCAGCAAGACAAUACAUGCAGAGUCAAAGGGCAAGAGUCGCCAGCUGAUGAUAGACAGUGUGGAGAAGAAAGAUUCUGGAGAGUACAUCUGUGAAGCUGGGACUGAGAAACUGGUCUUUAAGAUACAUGUGGCAGAAGCCCAGUCAGCCUUCGUCAGUAAAGAGUCUGUGCAGAAGGAAGUGAAAGCCACUGUCUCCCAAAAAGCCACUCUUAGCUGUGAGGUAGUUGAUACCAAGACAGAGGUGAAAUGGUUCAAGGAUGGAAAGCUGCUGACUUCCAGCAAGACAAUACAUGCAGAGUCAAAGGGCAAGAGUCGCCAGCUGAUGAUAGACAGUGUGGAGAAGAAAGAUUCUGGAGAGUACAUCUGUGAAGCUGGGACUGAGAAACUGGUCUUUAAGAUACAUGUGGCAGAAGCCCAGUCAGCUUUUGUCAGUAAAGAAUCUGUGCAGAAGGAAGUGAAAGCCACUUUCUCCCAGAAAGCCACUCUUAGCUGUGAGGUAGCUGAUACCAAGACAGAGGUGAAAUGGUACAAGGAUGGAAAGCUGCUGACUUCCAGCAAGACAAUACAUGCAGAGUCAAAGGGCAAGAGUCGCCAGCUGGUGAUUGACAGUGUGGAGAAGAAAGAUUCUGGAGAGUACAUCUGUGAAGCUGGGACUGAGAAACUGGUCUUUAAAAUACAUGUGGCAGAGGUUCAACCCAAGGCAGCUUUCUCCAACAAGGAAACAGUUCAGAAGGAGGUGAAAUCCACUCUCUCCCAGAAAGCCACUCUUAGUUGUGAGGUAGCUGAUACUAAGACAGAGGUGAAAUGGUACAAGGAUGGAAAGCUGCUGACUUCCAGCAAGACAAUACAUGCAGAGUCAAAGGGCAAGAGUCGUCAGCUGGUGAUAGACAGUGUGGAGAAGAAGGAUGCUGGAGAGUACACCUGUGAGGCUGGGACUGAGAAGCUGGUCUUUAAGAUACAUGUGGCAGAACCCCCAGCUAGCUUCUCUAACAAGGAAUCGGUCCAGAAGGAGGUGAAAGCAACUAUGUCCAAGAAAGCCACUCUGAGCUGUGAGGUUUCUGAUUCCAAGACUGAGAUCAAGUGGUACAAAGACGGAAAGUUGCUGACCUCCAGCAAAGCAGUUCACAUGGAGACAAAGGGAAGGAGCCGUGAGCUGGUGAUAGAAAAAAUGGAGAAAAAGGAUGCUGGAGAAUACACAUGUGAGGUUGGAACAGAGAAGCUGGUAUUUAAGCUGCAGGUGGCUGAUGUAGCUGCCACGUUCCAGAAGAAGUCUGUCAAGGACACGUGUAUUGUUCAAGCAAAUGAAAGCAUUGUUUUGACCACUGAGCUGACCACAGAGAGUGCUAGUGUGGGGUGGUUUAGAGAUGGUGUGGCACUCAAGGUGAGCAGCAAGUAUGAAAUGAGAAAAGACGGCCUUUCUCGUACCCUGAUAGUAAAAUCCGCCGAAUCAAAAGACAGUGGAACGUACUCCUGUCAAACUGCUGACGACAAACUAGAGUUCAAAGUCCAGGUUAAAGAUUUAGCUUUGAAGUUUGUUGUUCCUUUGAAACCUGAUACAGUGGAAUUGGGAGGUACCCUAAACCUGACUUGUGAAUUAAACCAAACCUCAGGGGAUGUUGUCUGGCACCACAAUGGUUCUGAGAUUAAACAUGGCGCCAGGCACAGUAUCAGGACAGAUGGUGCAAGGCGGGUUCUCACUGUGACUGGCAUGACUAAGGAAGAUGAAGGAGAAUACAGCUGUGAAUGUAAAAAUGACAAGACCUCUGCUAAAGUCUCCUCAAAAGCAUCCAGAGUGGUGAGGCUCACUGCCAAACUGAACAAUGUGGCUGCAAUGGAGGGAAAAGAGGCCAUUUUCAAGUGUGCUGUCAGCCCAGCAGACGCCAUUGUUAAAUGGUUCCACAACAAUAUACCCAUCACUGCUGGUCCCAAGUAUAAGAUUGAGCAUGGUGGCAACAGCCACUCAGUCACCAUCAUGUCUGUCACACAAAAAGAUGCAGGAGAGAUUAGUGUUGACGCAGAAGGCAAAAGUUGCAAAGCUACUCUGCAAGUGCAACAUGAGCCUGUCACAUUUAAGAAAAAGCUGGAGAACGUGACGGUGGAGGAGCAGAGUGAGGUGAAGCUGGAGGUGGAGCUCAGUAAGCCAUCAGAUGAAGUCAGGUGGAUGAAAAACAGUGUAGUGUUGCAGCCUGCAGGACAUAUGGAGAUUCGGGUAGACGGAGCCAAGCAGGCUCUUGUCUUCAAGAGUGUGACUCAUGCUGACCGUGGCUACUACUCCUGUGAAACUCUGGAUGACAAGACCCAGGCCAAGCUCAAUGUGGAGAUGAAGAAAAUCUUGGUAAUAAAGGGCCUGAAAGAAAUCAAGGCAAAUGAGACAGAGACAGUAACUUUUGAGGUGGAACUCAGCCAGGCUGAUGUUGAAGGCACCUGGACCAGGGAUGGGGCCAAGAUUAAGUUAGGGCCCAAUUGCCGCAUCACAGCUCUGGGAAAGAAGCAUGCCCUUACAUUGUCCAAUCUGAAGAGAGAGGAUGAAGGAACUUUUGCCUUCCGAGCAGAGGAUGUUCAUACUUCUGGCAAACUGAUUGUCACAGAACCUCCUGCUAUGAUCUCCAAGCCUAUUUUGGAUAUCAGUGUUCCAGAGAAGGAGAAGGUUACUUUUGAAUGUGAAGUUUCCAGAACAAAUGCAGAUGUUAAAUGGUUCAAGGAUGAUGUGGAAUUGAGACCAGGGAAGAACUUUGGCAUCCAUUCCUUGGGCCGAAAGCGUACUUUGGUCCUCAACAAAUGCGCCCCUGCAGAUGCAGGCACUUACAUCUGCCACACCACUGAUGAUAACACCUCUGCCAAGCUCACCGUUCAUGCCAGAGAUAUUAAGAUUGUUAAGAAGCUGGACGAUGUGGAGGUGAUGGAGAAGGAGUGUGCUUCAUUUGUCUGUGAAAUCUCACAUGAUGAAGUGGACUGCCAUUGGUAUAAACGAAAUACCAAACUCAAAGUCAGUGACAACAUCAAGAUGAGGCAAGAAGGCAGAACCUAUGUGCUGCUGUUUAAGUCUGUUUCCCCAGAAGAUAUCGGUGAGAUUAAGUUUACAGCUGAAAAGGCCUCUUCUACUGCAAAACUUAAAGUUAAAGAGCUUCCUGUCAAGUUUGUGAAGAAACUCAGGGAUAAGAUAGCGAUGUAUAAGCAUCGUGGUCAUCUCGAAUGCCAAGUGUCGCGUGCCAGUGCAAAGGUGAAGUGGUACAAGAACAAGAUGGAGAUCAAACCCAGCAAGAAGUACGGGAUCCAAAGUGAAGAUGUGUACCGAAAACUCACCAUCAAUGAUGUGGAGUCCGGGGAUGAAGACACAUAUACCUGUGAUGCCACUGAUGACAAGACAUCCUGUAAACUGCUUGUGGAAGAACAGUCCAUAAGCAUUGUGCGGGAGCUUAGUUCAGUAGAAGUGACAGAACCCUUUGCAGCUGUCUUCGAAGCUGAAAUCAGUAUGGAACUGGCGAAACCUCCUAUUUGGACUCUGAAUGGAGUUGCUGUUCAGGAGAGUGCUGAUGUUGAGAUGGAGAAGGAGGGCACAAUGCAGCGUCUCACUUUCAAAAAGACCAAAGCAUCAAUGACAGGACCUGUGCAGUUCACAGCUGGAAAGAGCAAGUCUCAGGCCCAGCUCACAGUCAAAGAGCGUCCACUUGAGAUUGCAGAGCCCAUCAAAGAUGUGAAGGCGAAGGAGAAAGGCUCUGCCAUACUCACCUGCAAAUUUUCUGCCUCGCCCAAAGAGAUUAAUUGGUUCAAAGGUCAGGUACCUUUGACAGCAUCCGACAAGUAUAACAUUAAGCAAGAUGGUACAAGGGCUCAACUUACAAUUCAAAGGUUGACUGAGGAAGACAGUGGAGAGUACCGCUGUCAGUCAGGACCCGCAGAGACUAAAGGCAACCUCACUGUUGAAGUGCGUGAAAUGAAGAUCACCAACCACUUGGCUGACACAGAGGUUGAUGAAGACAAUGAUGCAACAUUUAUAUGUGAGAUUAACUAUGCAGAUGAAGAGGUACAAUGGCUUCUGAAUGACAAGGUGCUCUUCACUAAUGAAGUCAAUACCAUAAUCCAUGAGGGAAAAGUUCACAAGCUCUCUCUUAAGAACUUGUCACCUCAGGAUGGGGGAACUAUCACCUUCCAAGUCCGCAAAUUGAAAGAGUCUGUCACACUGAAAGUUAAAGAGAAGCGUGCCGUGUUCCUCAAGUCUCUGGACGAUGUCAUUGGAGAGGAGAAAGGCAUGAUAACUCUGGCAUGUGAGGCCUCCAAGCCCAGGGUUUCCCCCAUAUGGAAGAAAGAAGGUAAGGUUUUGAAGGCUGGACCAAAGUAUGAGCUCCUUCACACAGGCAAGUCUUUGGGAUUGAUCAUCAAGGAUGUCACCAAAGAAGAUGCUGGAGAGUACAGUUGUGAUCUUGGAACUGAAGUUUCUAAGUCAAAGGUUACUGUAAGAGAAAUUGGCAUUGGAAUCACCAAAUGGCUGAAGUCAGCUGAGGUGAAUGAGGGAGAGACCUGUAGCUUUGAGUGCAUCUUAUCUCGUGAGAGCACAGAUGAGUACUCCUGGACUCUUAAUGGCCAAACAAUUACAAAUGAAGGCCGCUUCAAGAUCUCCAGUAAAGGACGCAAGUACAUGCUGACCAUUAAGGAUGUCACCCCUGCUGAUGCUGGAGAGGUGGUCUUCAACCUUACAGAGCUGAGUUCUAAAACAACAUUAGCAGUUGAAGGAAAAGCUUCAUCUGUGUCGAAGGAACUUGAGAAUGUUAGUGUUGUUCAAGGAGAAGAAGCUGUAUUUACCUGUGAAGUGACACAAACUACUUCCACUGUGAUAUGGACCAAGGAAAGCAAAGUCAUCAAGAAGAGCCAGAAGUAUGACAUCUGCCAAGAGGAUAGGGUCAUGAAGUUGAUCAUCCAUAAUGUCUCUGCUCAAGACUCCGGAGAGUACAGCUGUGAAGUUGUUGGAGGUGCAACCACAAAGGCCAAGCUGGAGAUCAAGGAGCUAAUCCAUACAUUUACUAAAGAACUAAAGGACAGCCAAGCAGAUGAGAAGAGCUCUGUGACUUUGCAAUGUGAGACUGCACAAACCCCAUCUGCAGUGAUAUGGCUUAAAGGUCACACAGAGCUCAAGGCCGGAGGUCGAUAUGAGAUGUCCCAGAAGGAGGGAGUCUUAACUCUCAGCAUCAAACAUCUGGAGGAAAAUGACACAGAUAUCUACACUUGUGACGUGGGCACUGCCAAGAGCAUGUCAAAGGUGACAGUCAAAGCAUUACCGCCGACCUUUACACAGAAGCUAGAGAGCCAGAAAGCUGAGGAGGGAGCUGACAUUAUUCUUCGUUGUGAGAUCUCUAAACCUGGAGUCCCAGUGGAGUGGAAGAAGGGAACAGAAGUCCUGAAGUCUGGAGAAAAGUACCAGAUGAAGCAGACGGCCUCUGUGAAUGAACUUCUGAUUAACAUUGUGGUGCCAGAAGACAGUGGAGACUACAGCUGCAUGUGUGGAGACCAGAAGACCACGGCCAGUCUCAAAGUUAAGGCUCAACCAGUGACGUUCAAACAGAAGUUGGAAGGCCAGGAGGCGGAGGAAGGAGGUAGUGUUACUUUAAGCUGUGAGAUCUCUAAACCUGGAGUCCCAGUGGAGUGGAACAAGGGAACGCAGAUCUUGAAGGCCGGAGAUAAGUACCAGAUGAAGCAGACGGCCUCUGUGAAUGAACUCCAGAUCACUAAAGUGGUGCCAGAAGACAGUGGAGAUUAUAGCUGUAUGUGUGGAGACCAGAAGACCACUGCCACCCUCAAGAUCAAGGCCCAACCAGUGACGUUCAAACAGAAGUUGGAGAGCCAGGAAGCUGAGGAGGGAGCUGACAUUAGUCUUCGUUGUGAGAUCUCUAAACCUGGAGUCCCAGUGGAGUGGAAGAAAGGAUCACAAGUCCUGAAGUCUGGAGAAAAAUACCAGAUGAAGCAGACGGCUUCUGUGAAUGAACUUCUGAUUUCUAAAGUGGUGCCAGAAGACAGUGGAGACUACAGCUGUGUGUGUGGAGACCAGAAGACCACUUCCAGCCUCAAGAUCAAGGCUCAACUGGUGACCUUCAAAGAAAUGUUGAAGAGUCAAGAAGCUGAAGAAGGGGCUAGUGUCACUCUGCGCUGUGAGAUCUCUAAACCUGGAGUCCCUGUCGAGUGGAAAAAGGGAACGCAGGUGCUGAAGUCUGGAGAAAAGUACCAGAUGAAGCAGACGGCUUCUGUGAAUGAACUUGUGAUCUCUAAAGUGAUGCCAGAAGACAGUGGAGACUACAGCUGUGUGUGUGGAGACCAGAAGACCAUAGCCAGCCUCAACAUUAAGGCCCAACCAGUGAUCUUCAAACAGAAGCUGCAGAGUCAGGGGGCAGAGGAAGGAGCCAGUGUUACUCUGCAAUGUGAGAUCUCUAAACCUGGAGUCCCAGUGGAGUGGAAGAAGGGAGCGCAAGUACUGAAAGCUGGAGAAAAGUACCAGAUGAAGCAGACGGCCUCUGUGAAUGAACUUCUGAUUAACAAAGUGGUGCCAGAAGACAGUGGAGACUACAGCUGUGUGUGUGGAGACCAGAAAACAACAGCCAACCUUAACAUUAAGGCCCAACCAGUGAUGUUCAAACAGAAGUUGGAAGGCCAGGAGGCAGAGGAAGGAGCUAGUGUUACUUUACACUGUGAGAUCUCUAAACCUGGAGUCUCAGUGGAGUGGAAGAAGGGAGCGCAAGUACUGAAGGCUGGAGAUAAGUACCAGAUGAAGCAGACGGCCUCUGUGAAUGAACUCCAGAUUGCUAAAGUUGUGCCAGAAGACAGUGGAGACUACAGCUGUAUAUGUGGAGACCAGAAGACUACUGCCAGUCUCAAGAUCAAGGCUGUGAAGCCAUCAGCUCCUCCCUCUGCUGCUGAACCUGAAUCUAGGAAGGAGGCCGAUAAAACAAAGCUUGAAGCUCCAUCUGUAGUUGCUAAAGACAAGCUGGAGAGGCAGGAGAUAAAUGAGACAGUAGAAGCUGUGACACUGCAAACCACUGGAGAGACUCCAACACAGCAGCUCCUGAAACAGGAGACUCAGACACAGGAGCUCAAAGUUGGAGUUGAAGAAUCUCCAACUCUUCCAGUCAUAUUUCUUCGAGAUGUGGAAAGUCAAGAGGCUGAGGAGGGAAGCAGUGUUACUCUGCACUGCGAGCUUUCUAGAACUGGACUCUCUGUCGAGUGGAAGAAGGGAAGUCAAGUCCUGAGUUGUGGAGAAAAGUACCAGAUGAACCAAACAGGAUUCAGUUAUGAAUUACAGAUCUUUGAUUUGAGACCUGAAGACACAGGAAGCUACUCUUGCUCUUCAGAUGAUGCAAUCAGCUCAGCCUCUCUUACAGUAAAUGCUCUCCCAGUUACUUUCACAAAAGAGCUGGAGAGUCAAACAACUAAUGAAGGGGACAGUGUCACUCUGUGCUGCGAGCUCUCUAAACCUGGUGUUCCUUUGGAGUGGAGGAAAGGAGAACUUGGUCUUUGCCCAUGUGCCAAGUAUGAAAUUAGACAGACGGAACACCUCAACACACUAGUGAUCCAUGAUGUAGAUGUAGAGGAUGCUGGAUGUUACACAUGUGACACUGUUGAUCAUCAAAGCACUGCACAACUAACUGUGAAGGCCCAGCUUGUCCUUUUCAAAACCCAGCUGCAGAACCUUGAAAAACAGGCAGGGGAGAGCGCUAGCCUUUGCUGUGAGACCACAAAGCCAGGAGCCAGUGUGAUCUGGAGGUGUGGUGACAGGGUGCUCGCAUCCAGCAGCAAGUAUCACCUAAAACAAGAAGGGACGGUAGUAGAGCUUGUCAUCUAUAGACUUCAGGGAGCUGACUCAGGAGAGUAUUCAUGUGAUACAGGCAGUCAGAGGACUUCAGCUGUCCUCACUGUGCAGGAGGUUGAGGUUACAAUACUUAAAUUCUUGGAGAGCUGCGUCGUAUCUGAAGGUGAAGAUGUCCACUUCAAGUGUCUGGUUUCUCAUGAAGAGGCACCUCUGGUCCAGUGGAAACUCCAGGACGUCCCACUACAGAAUAACGAAAUGAAUCUUAUUGAGACUGAAGGCCGGUCGCACAGCCUCACACUGCGUGGUGUCACCACAGCUGACUCAGGCACAGUCACUUUCUCGGUGGGUAACCACACAUCCACUGCCUCUCUGACAGUCAGAGCUGCAGCUGUAUUAUUCAAGAAGGAGCUGGAAAGUCAAGAGGCCACAGAAGGCGACAAAAUCACUCUGUCCUGCGAGACAUCCAGCCCUGAUUGCAAGGUGACCUGGCAGAAGGGCUCGAGUCUGCUUACUCACGGGGAGAAGUAUACUAUGGAGCAGAGAGCCACCACUCACAGCCUGGUUAUACACAAGCUGAAUUUGGAGGAUAGUGGAGAGUAUACCUGUGAUACAGGCGACAAGAAAAGCACUGCUACUGUGACUGUGAAAGAACAUGUGCGCAUCAUCCGGGAACUCUGUGAUAUGACUGCGACCACUGGGCAGGAUGCUGUCUUUGAAGUCGAGUUGUCUCACUCGGGUGUAACAAAUGGGGAAUGGUGGCUCGGAGACAAUCUCCUUCAAAAUAAUGAUCUGAAUCAAAUGAGCAUCCAUGGUAGAGUGCACCGUUUGGCCUUGAAGAUGGUAACCACAGAUGAAUCAGGAGAUGUCGCCUUCGUAGUGGGAGAAGAGAAGAGUGUGGCCUGUCUGCAAGUGAAGGAGAAACCCAAAGUGCUAAUACUAGAGAAGCCACAUGACACUGUGGCAUUAGAGGGUGAAACUGUCACUCUGGCCUGCACCAUCUCUGACUCCAAGGCUAAUGUCACCUGGAUGAGAAACAACACAGCCAUCAAAGCAGGUCUCAAGUAUGACCUGAGGAAAAAUGGAGCAUUCCAACAGCUUCGGAUCCACAACCUGGUGCCUGAGGAUUCAGGAACGUACACCUGUGACACUGGAGAUGCACAGUGUGACGUCACCUUGACUGUGGAAGGGGCCCCAGCAGUCUUCCAGAAGGAGCUCAAGAACCUGGAUGCCAUGGAGGGUGAUGACACUACUCUUUGCUGUGAGCUGUCUAAGCCAGGUGUUCGUGUUGAGUGGAGGAAAGGAGGCAAGAUCCUCCAGCCUGGUAAGAAGUAUGAGAUGAGGCAGGAAAGGUGCAUUCAAGAGCUCUGUAUACGGAACCUGGAGCUGGAAGACUGUGGCUACUACACCUGUGACACAGGAGAGCAGCUCACUACAGCCUCUUUGGCAGUGCAAGUGAAAGAAGUCUUCAUUGUGUGUGGUCUUAAGACCACUGACGUCUUUGUUGGAGAAUGGGCAACCUUCUCCUGCCAGCUGUCUGAUAAGGCACCUGGCAAGGUGCAGUGGUGGUUGGAUGGCAAUUUGCUGGAGAACAGCCCUUUUAGUGAGAUAGAGCUGAACGAGAGCCACAUCCAUACACUCACCUUAAAGAACCUGGCCACAGAUGACUCUGGCACUGUCACGUUCAAAGCUGGCAGUUUAACAUCAACAGCCAAGCUCCUAGUCAAAGAUCCCACAGUUGAAGUGGUGAGUGACAUGGAGGACCUUCGGGUGGUCGAAAACCAACCGGCUGAGUUCAUCUGCCAGUUCUCAAGGCCAGUCAAGGCUCAAUGGAAGAAAGACGGGCAACCAUUGCAGCCUGACGGCCGAAGGGUGGUGGUGGAGCAGGACUGGAAUGUGGCUCGCUUGUACAUUAGCCGAGUGUCCGCUGUGGACAAGGGCACAUACUCCUGUGAAGCAGAGGGGACCUGUGUGGUAGCUUCACUUCAUGUGGAAGCCAAACCCAUUGAGAUUGUCCAGGGCCUGGAGAAUAUGGAAACCUUUGAUGGAGGUGAAACAUUGUUUGAGUGUGCCCUCUCUCGUCCUGAGAGCAAAGAUUGCUGUUGGCUUCUUGAUGGGAAACCAGUGAAAGAAUCACCUAAUGCCGAGAUUGUGUCAUUUGAGAGUGGUCGUCGUCACCUGCUCCUGCUCAAAGAGUUGAGUGUUAAAGACAGUUGCACAGUGACCUUCAAAGCUGGUACAGCGUCCACAUCUGCCCAACUCUCUGUCAAAGGCUGGCAGCUGGAAGUUGCAAAGGGUCUGGAGGACAAGGUUGCUGCAGUGGGAGAGAAGGUUGAGUUUUGUGUUGAGUUGAGCGAGCCUGUCCCUGGAGCAGAAGUAGCCUGGUAUGCCAAUGGAAUCGAGCUCAAGCCUAGUGACCUCUGGGCUAUGAGGGCUGAUGGCUGUUCUUAUUGCCUUGUCCUGAGACAGGCACCUCUUUUGCCCCAGCAGGAAAUUACAUUCGCAGCUAGAGAUGCUCUCUCUUUGGCCAAGCUCACCAUUGUCACUAUACCGGAUCCUCCAGAGGACCCAGAGGUCCUCAGUAAGACUCAACAGUCUGUCAGCCUUUCUUGGUUCACUCCUCUACAUAAUGGAGGGAGUCCCAUUCUGGGCUAUAGGGUGGAGAUGCGGCUGGUAGACAGUGCCCUCUGGCUCCCAUGCCAUUCUGAACCUGUGUGCAACACAGAGUUUUUGGUUGAAAAUCUUCUUCCAGGGAGUAGCUACAGGUUUAGAGUGGCAGCCAUCAACAGAGCUGGGAUUGGAGAGCCUGUUGAGCUGCCUCAGACUGUGCAGCUUGAGGCAACACCAAUAGAGUCUGAAAUAAUGAAGCAGCCCAGUCUGCCCCCUGAAGCUGCAGAAGAAGGUGAUGUCCAUGAAUUAUGGGAGGCAUCAGCAAAGAAACGACGCAUGAGUCGAGAGCCCACUCUGGAUUCCAUCACUGAACAGCCCGAAGAAGAUGGUAAAGGUGGUAAAAAGAAAUCAGAACAGAAAGAGGAGAAAGUGGAAACAAAAUCAACAGAGAAGGUGCAGGCCAUUGUUACUAAAACAGAGUCCAGUUUGUUCACCAGCUCUGAGGAUGAGUCAGUGACUGGGGGUCCAACGCUUGUGUCCUACCUUAAGAAAAGCAGCAAGACUUCUUCUGUCACAGCAGCAGGUGAGUCAGAGACUCUGGCCACUGAUAGGUUCUUUGCACAUUUCCAGAUGACAGAGCAGAAAACAGUGCAGCAGACUGAAGUGAAAACAACCAUAAUUCAGCAGACAGAUACAAAACAAGUGUCUACAGAGGAGACUAACAUCAUGGAGAUAAGUCAAGGUGAUGAGCCUGAGCUCAGAGAUGCUGCUGUUAAGAUUCAAGCUGCCUUUAAGGGCUACAAGACCCGCAAAGACAUGCGUCCUGUCUUCAAAGAGGUAUUCAAAGACCAGACCAAAGAACCUAGUGGCACCAUACAUCUGGAAUGUGUGGCAGAAGGUAAACCAGAUAAGGUGCGCUGGCUGAAGGACGGAGAACCACUGACGGAUGGCAAGCACCACCAUAUUGAUAUCUACAAUGAUGGUACCUGCUCACUGGUCAUCACUGCCAUCACCACAAAGGAUACUGGAGUUUACACCUGUGAAGUCACCAACAAGUUUGGAGUCACCUCUCAUAGUGGUAAAGUGACAGUGGGAACAGUAAGAGAGUCAUCUGGGCGACGGCCACUGACGGUGGGCUACAGUGCUGACAGCGAGCCUGAGAGCUCGUCAGGUAGUGAGAUGGAUGAGUCACUGAGGCAGGCAAGCAGACGCCUCCGGCGCUUGUUGCGUUCAAGUCUCCCUCCAAAUGUGGAGGAAGAACCAUUUGUCAGUGCAGAUGAAGGAGACCUGCAUCCCCCAGAUCCUCAUUCUUAUCGUGAGGAUGACAACUACAUUUACAUUCGCUUUGAUUCACGAACAGAGGCUGAGGUCGCCUCCAAGAGGUUCCAAGAGAUGUUUACAAUCCAUGGGGUUCCUGUAGAGACCACCAUCCUGGAGGCAGGUCUUUUCAAAGUGGAGCUGCGAAUUAAAAAGAUGGGCUACUCUGAAGAUGGCACAGAGACCCCUACACAAGAUAGAGAGCCUCCUGCAUUCAUGACUGGAGCCCCUGCUGCCCCAGUCUUCCUGACAGAGCUACGGAGCCAGGAUGUUCCAGAUGGAUAUCCAGUUAGCUUUGACUGUGUGGUGAUUGGCAAGCCCUCUCCCACCAUUCGCUGGUAUAAGGAUGGCAAAUUGCUGGAGGAGAAUGACCAUUACAUGAUCAAUGAAGACCAGGAGGGCUGCCACCAACUAAUUAUCACCACUGUGCUGCCCACUGACAUGGGUGUCUAUCGCUGUACAGCUGAAAACAGCAGCGGCAUUGCAGCCACUAAGGCUGAACUCAGGGUUGACAUGUCUUGCAGCUCAGAUUAUGACACUGCUGCUGAUGCAACUGAGACAUCUUCCUAUGUCAGUGCCAAGGGCUACCUGUCCAGCAGGGAAACUGAGACCUUUGAGUCUGUGACUGAAGAUGAUCAGUUACCACAAGUUGUGGAUGAACUUCAUGAUGUUCAUGUCAGUCCAGGUGCACCUAUUGCAAAGAUGCAGCUCAGAGUUAAGGGCUUCCCCAAACCCAGAAUAUACUGGUUCAAAGAUGGCCAUCCUCUGCGGGCCUCAAAAAGGAUUCUGUUGCAGGCAGGGCGAGAUGUUCAUGGCGUGGAGAUCCUGGAGGUGAAGAAAGAGGACAUGGGGGAAUACUCUGCUUAUAUCAGCAAUGCAGCCGGUUCUGCUUACUCCUCUGCCCGACUGAUUGUCCUAAAACCAGGGGAAAUUAUGCCUCAAGAUAAAAAAGACCCCAAAGAACCCCUAGUGCCACCACGCUUCCUUGAAAGAUUCAGUAACAGGAAGGUGAAACACGGAACCAGCAUCACUCUGUCUGUCAAAGUAGAAGGGUCUCCUACUCCUAUGGUCUCCUGGCUAAAGGAGGAAUCAAUUGAGGAUGUCCUGUGGAUCAAGCCUGAUACCAAGGGGUACAAAAUAGCGAGUUCCGGGUGCCAGCACAGCCUCAUCUUGAUGGAUGUGGGAACAGAGUACACUGGUGCCUAUACGUGUAUCGCCACAAAUAGGGCAGGACAGUCCAUCUGCACAGCCCACCUCGAGGUGGAUGACACACCACAACCAAAGCAAGAGACCAAAGUCACAGAGGUUCUUGGGAUUACAGUUAGUCCUCCAGAGGAUGAGGCUAACAGAGGAAAAGAGGGUAAAAUGCCCUACCUAGGGGAAGUUGGUACAGAGGAAUUCCUCAUGAAACUCACCUCCCAGAUUACUGAAAUGGUAUCAGCCAAGUUCACUCAAGACAGCUCACAGAAUCACGAAGUGCUCCAGUGGAUGAAAACUUGGCCCAAAGCUACCACUUCAUUACGCGUACCAGGUGCUGACAGUGAUGACGAGACUAAGACCCCUUCUCCAUCACCUCAUCACGGUCGCUCUCGUCCUCCCUCCCUCAUUGCGGACUCCUCCUCUGAGUCUGAUGAGGGGGAUGCCAGAGGAGAGAUGUUUGACAUCUAUGUGGCAACGGCUGACUACAACCCCACCAUUGCAAGCAAAGAAUCCAUCUCCCUGAAGGAGGGGCAGUAUGUUGAGGUUUUGGAUUCAGCUCAUCCACUCAAGUGGUUAGUCCGGACCAAACCCACUAAAACUACACCAUCUCGCCAAGGAUUCGUCUCACCUGCCUACCUGGACAGGAAACUAAAACUCACUGCUGAUACAGGUGAUCUUCCAGAAACGAAUGUAGAGGAGGUAUCUGAGGGAGAAUACAAGAGAAAAUUAUUCCAAUUGAUUCAGGACUUGGUCAAAGGUGAAUCAGAGUUUGUGAAAGAGGUGAACUUCUUUACCUCCCAUCACCUGAAGCAUGCAUACUGUGCUGAUGCACCACCGGAUGUCAGCAGCCACAAGAAAGACAUAUUUAGGAACAUUGAUGAUAUCAAGGCCUUCCACAGCAAUGCCUUCCUCCCAAAGUUAAAUGACUGUGAGACAGAUGAUGAUAUUGCCAUGUGCUUCCUGAAGAACAAAGAGGGCUUUGAGCAGUACCUCCAGUAUCUUGUAGGUCAGCCUCAGGCUGAAUCUGCCCUCAGUGACAAGACUGUCCACUGCUUCUUUAAGGAGUACAGUGAGAAAGAGCAAGCCACUGCAGACCCGGCAGGUCCUCCUGUACGCAGCAUCAACACCUACGUCCAACAACCACUGGACAGGAUUCAGAAGUACAAGGCCUUCCUCAAGGAGCUCAUUAGAAACAAGGCGAGAAAUGGUCAGAACUGCUGCCUCCUGGAAGAAGCAUAUGCCAUGGUCUCUGCACUUCCUCAGCGCUCUGAGAAUACGCACCAUGUCUCCAUGAUUGAGAACUAUCCUGCAACCCUUGAAGUACUAGGAGAGCCACUUAGACAGGGACCUUUCCAAGUGUGGGAGGGAGCUCCUGGAAUUAGGACGUCCUCUAGAGGUCACCACCGCCACGUCUUUCUCUUUAAGAACUACUGUGUAAUCUGCAAACCCAAGAGAGACAGCAACACUGAUACACAAGCAUAUGUCUUCAAGAACAUGAUGAAGCUGAACAACAUCGAUGUGAAUGAGACAGUGGAGGGUGACGACCGUGCUUUUGAGAUCUGGCAUGAACGCGAGGACACAGUCAGGAAAUAUACCUUGCAGGCCAAAACCGUUACCAUCAAAAACUCAUGGCUGAGAGACUUCAGAGAACUACAGCAGCGAUACAGCAUGCCGGCUUGGAGUCCCCCAGACUUUGAUGAAAUUCUGGCAAAUUGCACAGCGGAACUGGGACAGACUGUUAAACUGGCCUGCAAAGCCACUGGAGUACCCAAGCCUGUGGUCACCUGGUACAAGGAUGGACGUGCAGUGGAGGCAGAUCCUCAUCACAUUAUUAUUGAGGACCCAGAUGGUUCCUGCACGCUGAUCCUCGAUAACAUGACAGCAGACGAUUCUGGCCAGUACAUGUGCUUUGCCACAAGUCCAGCCGGCAAUGCCAGCACUCUUGGCAAGAUCACUGUUCAGGUGCCUCCUCGUUUUGUUAAUAAAAUGAGGAACGCUAUCUUUGUUGCUGGUGAGGAUGCUCAGUUCACCUGCGUCAUACAGAGCGCUCCCAGCCCCAAGAUCAGGUGGUUCAAGGAUGGCAGGCUGCUGACUGAUCAGGAAAAGUAUCAGACCUACAGUGAACUCCGUAGUGGAGUUCUGGUCUUGGUAAUAAAAGGCCUAACGGAGAGAGACCUGGGACACUAUGAGUGUGAGUUGUCCAACCGUCUCGGCAGUGCCAAGUGUGCUGCUGAUUUAAUUCCACCCUCCGCUGUGGCUCGCAGUGGUGAGCAGGCAAUCAGAAUUGAAGUUACAGAGCAGGAGACUAAAAUACCAAAGAAAACCAUAAUCAUUGAGGAGACUAUAACCACUGUGGUGAAGAACCCACGUAUGAGGAGGCACAGGUCCCCUGGCUUGACUCUAGCUGGAACCCACCGCUUAGAGACUGCCACCCCAGAGCCCCCCACAGCCAGGCAAAGGAGGAUACCCACUCCGAGAAAGACCACCAUCCCAACCCUCUAUGUUACUGAGCCUCAAGGUGCUGAGGCCAGGGUCACGGAGAGCAAGCCCAAGUGGGUUGAGGUAGAGGAGGUCAUUGAGUACAAAGUCAAUAAAUCUCCCAGGAUGCCCAGGAGGAGAGGCAUCUCACCAGCAGCGUCUGAUCGUGCAGCCACUCCCUCCAGACCCAAAAGGUCUCCACCAGAAAACCCAAAUGCCAACAAUUCCAACAACAAGCUGGUGGAGCAGGCACAGGCCCAGCUGCAAGGAGACAUCAGCAGCCAGCCACUCUCUUGGGAAGACGAGGAGGGUAGCGCUCCCUCUGGUUCUGUCGCUGCAGUCAUCGGGGAGCCGCAUGAGCUCUCAUCUGUCCUUACCACAGCUGUAGAGGACAGUGAGGACCUGGAUGACCAACAAACUGUCAUUUUUGAGCCCGAUGAUGAAGAUAAUGAUCUUGACCUUUACAGGAAGCAGGAACCGAAGAUCCUGACACACGGAGACCGUGUUUUGACACUCGAGGACCUGGAAGACUACGUCCCAGAAGAAGGAGAGACCUACGGCUCCUCCAGUACCCACCACACCCCUGUUGAAAAGCCCUGUGAGAUCUCUGUGCUCCAGAGGGAGAUUGGCGGAUCCACAGUGGGACAGCCGGUGCUCCUCAACGUGGGUCGCCCCGUCGUGGUCCCGAGGCAGAGGAGCAGCUUCUUUGGUCGCUUCAGGGAUCAACUCUCCAGCAGCCUUUUCUCAUCUGCUGUCCCCCAAGCCAGUGGAGCCCGGUCUAGAACGGAGAGGCACGUCCCCAUUCAAGUGAGCCACGCAAAGCUGGAAGUGAAGCCUUCAUACUGCUCAGAGGUGCAGAGAGUUGAAGGUGGGCAGCAGAGCUUUAAAACCAAAGUGUCAACUCAGACCUACGGCUAUACAUCAGUGGGGAACCCAGUCACUCUUCAAAUUAGUGAUAAUCUUUAUCAGAACCAGUAGCUUUAAAAUAACUGGGCUAUAAGAAAAGAUAAUUUACUGACACAAACCCUCUUAGUCUUAAAUGGGGACAUUUCUACUUACAUGAUGAAUAAGACAUAUCCUAACCUGAAGUAUAUUUACUGCAUUUGACAAACCAUUCCAUUUUGAAGCUACCCAUCAGAAAAUAGGCUCAUCAGGUCUUUUUCUUGUCAAAUGGUUAGAGUCAGAUGGUCUCUUAGGCGUUUAGACAAUUUUAUAGACAAUAUUCUAAAGAAGAGAGAAAACGUAGGUAUAAAUUAUGUCACUGUAAGCAGGUUUCAGUCCCACACUGUUCAGUUAUGACAUUUCAGUAUGUGUUGUAUAAUACAUAGUGGACAGUAGCCAAGAAACCGAGGCUUGACAUUUGACUGAUGGACUUUUGAAGGCUCUAAUAUUACAAAAUGUUCAGUUACACAUAGUUUCACAAAGUCAUGAAUACAGGCAGUAUACUUAGUGAUGCUUUAUACAUAAACAAAUAGCUAUAUAUUUCCAUACACAGUAUAUAUUUUUGGUAUUUACUUUUGUACCUUUCAAGAAAUGCUACCUUUUUCACUUUUGCAGUUACCAAUUCCUGGAACAGCAAAAGUUGGAGUUAAUGAAUAUUAAUGAGGUCAAGUAUACACCUUUCUAUUACUGUAUUGCAAUAAGUUAAUUUAAAUAAUGCAAUACUCAUUAUGUCAACCUGAUAACAGACCUUUGGUGACUGUUGUGGUUCAUGAUCAGUUGUUAAAGUUUAACCAAAGGCUGUCAAAUAUACUCAACCUCCAACGUUAUCAAAAAUAAGUUCACAACACCUUUGUUAGGGAAUGAUUUUGAAGGUGAGCAGCAAACAUGACAUUACUACAAGCAAAUCAUUUGUUAGGUAGACUGACACAACAGAUCUCACAUGACUGUUGCAAUUAUAUAAUUUAUUUGUGUGAAACAGAUGUUUCUACAUUGAUUGUGAAUUUCACGCAGUACUCAGUUUGUAGACAUAUGUCUGUUAAUGCGGUGCAGUGCCAUGUGAACUCACAGGAUAAUCACAGGGAUAUUUCAGUGUAAGUGAUAUAUAGUUAGAUGAGUGACUGCAUGUAUCUGCUUUUCCAAAGCAGUUGUUUAUUCAAAGUAAUGUCAUGUUGUAUUUAAUAACAAAAAAAUGUUUGUGCCAAGUACAGAAUUUACUACCUUCAUUAUGCAAUUUAAAAGUGUCUAGAAUGAUUUCCUCCAUAAUUAUGUGUGUGUGUGUGUGUUGUUUAAAGAUUUUUUAGUCAGUUACAAGGAUCAUGUUAUGUAUUUUAGUGUUACAGCACUAACAGAUUGUAAUCGCUUGCACAUGUGUAGUUUUUGAAAGACAUGUUUGUCUUCCAAAAGUGUUCAAUCUGAAUUAAAUUAAUGUACUGCAAAUUA
Molecule: messenger RNA, 21204 nt
Organism: Scomber scombrus (Atlantic mackerel)
Lineage: Eukaryota; Metazoa; Chordata; Actinopteri; Scombriformes; Scombridae
Gene: obscnb
Product: obscurin, cytoskeletal calmodulin and titin-interacting RhoGEF b
Exons: 82
Coding region: 1-19800 (6599 amino acids)
Molecular function (GO): guanyl-nucleotide exchange factor activity; protein binding
Source: RefSeq, a predicted model, not a curated record